AUGGAGCAACCCAGUGGUAAAGGAGAACAUGCAGAAAAGAAAGCAGUGUCGCCAGAAGCGUCGGUUAAAUAUCCGAUCCUGAGUCCGGGACCCGACCCGGAUCCGAAUCCUGGCGGCGGUGCCAAUGAGGCGGCAUUGAAGCAAGUAGAUAAUUCGAAUAUUACUGAUAUAAAUAUUAAUGAAGAGAGUAAUAAUGGUGCCAAGGAGAGUAAUGAUAGUAAAUUGGCUGGGAGUGUGAAAUCCAAGAAAUCAGUAAGGUGGAGCCAAGAAUUGGUGAUGGAAUCGACGAUACCGAGGGAUUACGAUCGCGGAUCUGAUAAUCCCUAUGUCAAUCACUCGCCUGCACCUUCCAGCAAUUCCUCGUCCACCAAUUUGAAAAACACGAUGAACAGUGUGAAGAAUGUGCUUGGAAAAUGGGGGAAGAAAGUCGGAGAAGCAACAAGGCAGGCUGAAGAUCUUGCUGGGAACACUUGGCAGCACUGUAGUUAUCCCAUUACAUCAACUCAAAGCAAUAAAUCCUUCAUCAAGCAGAACUUCAGCUGA
This is a messenger RNA of Fraxinus pennsylvanica, 543 nucleotides long. The record is from the annotation of a GenBank genome assembly. NCBI's taxonomy places the organism in Eukaryota, Viridiplantae, Streptophyta, Magnoliopsida, Lamiales, Oleaceae.